AUGGCGCACACAGACACUGUCGACCGUGGGUUCAUCACGGGCCCGGUCAACAAGGGCGAUGGAAAAGAGUACAGCUGCCUAAGCCACGUUGUCGACCUCUAUUCGACCAUCGAUAGGCACCUUGAUAUGGAGGUCGAUUACAAGGAGGACACUGAUAGCGGCUCCCCUGGUGUCGAAUACGAGGACGAUGACGAAGAGGACGAUCAGAGUACGGGCACGGAGGUCUGCUCGUCGCCUGGCAGCGAUGCCAUGACCGAUGACGGCAACAAGAUUAGCGAUGAUGAGGAUGAGGGCGAUGAUGAGGAGUACUAG
This is a messenger RNA of Colletotrichum fioriniae, 312 nucleotides long. The record is from RefSeq and is a predicted model, not a curated record. NCBI's taxonomy places the organism in Eukaryota, Fungi, Ascomycota, Sordariomycetes, Glomerellales, Glomerellaceae.